Messenger RNA from Morus notabilis, 609 nucleotides. RefSeq lists its product as uncharacterized. Bases 1 to 609 code for a protein of 202 amino acids. Lineage: Eukaryota; Viridiplantae; Streptophyta; Magnoliopsida; Rosales; Moraceae. The record is from RefSeq and is a predicted model, not a curated record. The transcript has a single exon.
AUGAGUAACCUCAAAAGCUCAACCAGAUUCCAACUUCUUGAGAUCAACUUAGUCUCAGCCUAUGAUCUCAAACCACCAAGAACCAUGUUCACUUCCAGAAAAGAUCACCAUCAGAUUUACGCCGUAGUUUGGAUUGACCCGAAACAGAAGCUCAAGUCUCGGGUACUCGACGCCGCGAGGUUCGAAAACGCGAGGUCGAACGACAAGUUCGUGUUCGUCGUCGACGCCAAAACACUCGACAGUUGGAGUGCUGCUCAGCUCGUGGUCGAGUUCUACUGUGUUGGAAGAUUCGGGAACGACAGGUUGAUCGGGACUUCAAGAGUUUUGCUUGGAAGUUUUGGCAAUUGUGGCCGACGCUUUUGUGAAACGACGACGGGGACAUUUAGGGGAUUUCAUAUUCGACGUCCGAAUGGAGAUGCUAAAGGGAUUUUGCACAUUGGAAUAACGAUCUUGGAUGGACUUGCUUGUGAUGCGAUCAGUGAUCAGUUUGUGGGGAUAGGAUCGCCCAUUGAUUGUCAGAAGUUGACCGGAGUCGGAGCCGCGGCCAACAAGAUGGAUAACAAGGGUGCUGCAGCUUUCAUCAGAAGGCUUUUUUCGUUGCACGGUUGA